AUGCUCAUCUUUCAGAAUCUGCUCGCCCUUCUGCUGCUCGUCAAUGUCGUGUAUGGCGCUUCAGUCCGGCUGAGCUCACGCCAGACGGACCGCAAAAGUGACAACAGCGAUAAUGCCUCAGCUACCUCUAUUUCCAAAGACGCUGGACCUCUUGGUCUCGACAAUGCGCAUUGUGAAAACGUCAAGCUAACGAUCCCUGUCAACGUGCAACUAGCCAACUUUACCAAUGUCGAUAACAGUUACUCGAACCAGUCCUAUAUUACUCGGCUUUGGAUUUCACCGAGGCUCAGGCCAACUGGACCACCGAGCAUGGCCCGAGUAGGGACGCUUGGUUCAAGUUGA
Mycosarcoma maydis (corn smut) is the source of this 342-nucleotide messenger RNA. RefSeq lists its product as uncharacterized. The transcript has a single exon. Lineage: Eukaryota; Fungi; Basidiomycota; Ustilaginomycetes; Ustilaginales. Bases 1 to 342 code for a protein of 113 amino acids. The record is from RefSeq and is a predicted model, not a curated record.